Fusarium verticillioides 7600 is the source of this 4413-nucleotide messenger RNA. RefSeq lists its product as hypothetical. Gene Ontology annotation, biological process: intracellular protein transport; COPII-coated vesicle cargo loading; endoplasmic reticulum to Golgi vesicle-mediated transport. The record is from RefSeq and is a predicted model, not a curated record. Gene Ontology annotation, molecular function: zinc ion binding; SNARE binding. Bases 350 to 3466 code for a protein of 1038 amino acids. Gene Ontology annotation, cellular component: COPII vesicle coat; endoplasmic reticulum exit site. The transcript has 4 exons. Lineage: Eukaryota; Fungi; Ascomycota; Sordariomycetes; Hypocreales; Nectriaceae.
GUCCAACCGGAAGGUGCACCAGAAAAGGCCAGCGAGGCAGGCAGGACACCUAUCAUCAACGAUAGCAUCUCGAUUCUGCUCAUCAAAUCCUCGGUGAAGAAAAAAAGAAGAUCUUCAGCUUGGGUGCGGACUUGGGAGACCAUGUUCUUGAUUUUCUGCAUAUAAUUUCCUUGUCGAAUUCUCUUGUCUCAUGUUAUUCAAGCUUUAGCUACCGCCUUCCAUCAUCGUACCUUACGGACGGUACAUUUCAUUGCCCCACGUCUCCUUUACUGGGCACACGCUCAUCCGAUAGAUCAAUACUCGUCCUCGAUACUUUCUUCCCUUUCGCUUCCCGAGCCUCAACGUCGCAAUGGCCGACUACGCUCAGUACCACGCUCUUGGACACGGCGAGGUUAUCGACCCCAAUGAUCCUAACCGAACAUCUCAACCCUCUGCGCAACAGUUCCAACCGCCAAUCGCUCCCUCACCUUACCAACAACAAGCAUCCCCAUAUGGAUCACCCCAAUAUCUUGGAGGCCAGCAAGCGCCUCCUCCUAUGACUGGCUCUCCCGCACCAGCUCCUGGAUACGGUUAUGCACCUCCUCAGGCUCAGGCUCCUCCAGGCCAAGCUCCUCCACCACAAGAUGCUACACUGGCCGCUCAGCUUGGUGGAAUGAACUUGGGAGAUGGACAUGGCACAGCGAGAAGGAAGAAGAAGGAUCGUCAUGCAUACCAUACCGUUGAACCUACCGGUUCCUCGCAAGCCUUCAAUGGCAUGCCUCCCCAGGGGACCUCGGCUACACAGUUCCUCGACAGCGUCCCUGGCGGUCCCGGUUUUGGAGGUCAAUUUGGAAGCCCCCAGGGAACUCCCCAGAUGCAAAGUCAGAGCCAAUUUAGUGCGCCAGUUAACCCGGCAUUUGGUCCUGGUCCUGUUCCUGGAACACCCGGUGUCGGCGAGGGCCUCGGUACAGCCUCAGUGUCUACCAGCGGACCCAAGGGAGUGUCACCUGACGACAUGCCCAGCGUACCGGCCUCGCGAGAUGCUAUCCAGCAGUACUACCUCAAGAACGUCUAUCCCACCUUCGAACGACAUGUCCCUCCUCCCUCGACCGUUUCCUUUGUUGCCUACGACCAGGGCAACUCGUCACCGAAGUACACUCGACUCACACUCAACAACAUCCCCACUACUCAGGACGCUCUGCAGGCUACCGGUCUUUCUCUGGGACUCUUGCUGCAGCCGCUAGCUCCUCUGCAGGCUGGAGAAGCCGAAAUUCCUGUCCUCGACUUUGGUGAACCUGGACCCCCACGAUGCAGACGAUGCCGAGCUUAUAUGAACCCCUUUAUGAUGUUCCGUUCAGGUGGAAACAAAUUUGUCUGCAACCUCUGCGCAUAUCCCAACGAUACUCCUCCCGAAUAUUUCUCUGCGACCAACCCACAAGGUGUCCGAGUUGAUCGUGACACUCGACCCGAGCUUCACCGAGGAACUGUAGAGUUUGUGGUGCCUAAAGAGUACUGGACCAGGGAGCCCGUGGGAUUGCGAUGGUUGUUCCUUAUCGAUGUAACCCAAGAAUCCUACAACAAGGGUUAUGUUGAGGCUUUCUGUGAGGGUAUCCGUGUUGCUCUAUAUGGUGGUGAAGAUCAAGAGUUGGAUGAGAAUGGAGAGCCGAAACGUAGGAUACCAGAAGGUGCCAAGGUUGGAUUCGUCACGUACGACAAGGACAUUCACUUCUACAAUGUCAACCCUGCCCUGGAUCAAGCUCAGAUGAUGAUCAUGCCUGACCUUGAGGACCCCUUUGUGCCCCUGAGUGAGGGACUCUUUGUUGACCCAUAUGAUUCCAAGGAUGUGAUCACAUCUCUGCUUACUAGGCUUCCGGAUAUGUUCUCUACCAUCAAAAACCCCGAGCCCGCCCUUCUCGCCGCCCUGAACUCAGCACUUGCCGCCCUCGAGGCGACAGGAGGUAAGGUUGUGGCAUCAUGCUCUGCGCUGCCAACAUGGGGCCCUGGUCGUCUCUUCAUGCGUGACAAUGGUAAUCACCCUGGAGGUGAAAUCGACAAGAAGCUCUACACAACUGAGCACCCGGCCUGGAAGAAGGUUGCUGAGAAGAUGGCUGCUUCCGGUGUCGGUGCUGAUUUCUUCCUUGCUGCUCCUUCUGGUGGUUAUCUUGAUAUUGCGACUAUUGGUCAUGUUUCCUCAACCACUGGCGGAGAGACCUUUUACUACCCUAACUUCAUCGCUGCGAGGGAUAGCCGAAAGUUAUCACUCGAGAUCUCACACGCCGUGACCAGAGAGACUGGUUUCCAAGCUCUUAUGAAGGUCCGAUGCUCUAACGGCCUCCAAGUCUCGGGCUACCAUGGCAACUUUAUCCAACACACCUUUGGUGCCGACUUGGAAAUUGGUGUUAUUGAUGCUGAUAAGGCAAUGGGUGUCAGCUUUAGUUACGAUGGCAAGCUGGAUCCCAAGCUUGAUGCUCACUUCCAGUCUGCCCUUCUCUAUACAACGGCUUCAGGCGAGCGACGCGUGCGAUGUUCAAAUGUUAUUGCCAGCGUUACGGAAACCUCCAAGGAAUCGGGUGCGCGUGAACAGGGUAUUCGUGAGUGCCUCAAGUUUGUUGAUCAGGACGCUGUCAUUGGUAUGCUUGCAAAGGAAGCCAGCUCGAAGUUGGCGACUACAUCAAGUAACCUCAAGGAUAUCCGUCACUGGCUAAGUGAGAAGGCUAUCGACGUUCUCGCCUGCUAUCGAAAGCAUGCCGCUCAGCAGCAUCCUCCAGGACAGCUUGUCAUGCCUGAGCGAUUAAAGGAGUACUGUAUGUACCUUCUUGGUCUCCUCAAGUGCCGAGCACUCAAGGGAGGUGUCGAGAACUCAGACCGCAGAGUCCACGAGAUGCGGAUGCUUCGUUCUAUGGGUGCUCUCGAGCUGAGCCUGUAUCUGUACCCCCGAAUGAUUCCUAUCCACAACCUCGCACCUGAAGAGGGCUUCGCCGACCCCGAGACAGGCCAUCUCAAGAUGCCCCCUGCGAUCCGCACAUCAUUCUCACGAGUCGAGCCUGGUGGCGUGUAUCUGGUUGACAAUGGCCAACAGUGCCUCCUUUGGUUCCACUCACAGACUUCUCCUAACCUCAUCUCUGAUCUGUUUGGUGAAGACAAGGACUCCCUCAAGAGUCUUGACCCCUACACAUCAGCUCUACCACUGCUAGAGACUCACCUCAACGCUCAAGUCCGCAACAUUAUCGAGUUCCUCCGAACGAUGCGUGGCUCAAAGGGUCUCACUAUCCAGCUCGCUCGACAAGGGAUUGACGGCGCCGAGUUUGACUUUGCCCGUAUGCUCGUGGAAGAUCGUAACAACGAGGCUCAGAGUUACGUGGAUUGGCUGGUACACAUUCACAAGGGUGUUCAGUUGGAGCUGAGCGGGCAACGUAAGAAGGAGGGCGAGGAGCACACGGCGGCAAGCUUGUCAAACUUUGCAGGCUUGAGACCAGCUUAUUGGUAGUUGAAAAAGUCCAGCAGCUUAAUAGAAUCGGAUCUUGAUAACAGCGGUCGUUUAUCAUAUGGAGUAAUGUAACAGAAACAAGCAAAAGACUUUGGUGGGGAAGACAGGGUGAGAGGACAGAUGAUGAUUUGGUUAACAGGUAGCGGGUAGCACGAACACACCGACACAUUAUCGUCGAGUCCAUCUCAGUCUUGUCACGGACACUGUCCUUCCUGUCUGUUGCACGAUACAUGUGUCCAUCCGUAACAUGGAAGACACUCAAGUAUACAGUUUACACCGCAACAUUGUAUUCAUGCUUGUCUUUAAUGUUGCAAAGACAAUAGAGCAAGGCUGGCUGUAUGUGUUUCUCCCUUGCAGGAAAAGACACUCUGUUGUCACCUCGCCAAUCUCUUUUUCAGGCGGUCAGUCAGAUUUUUGUGUUACUGCAUCUCGCCUCUUUGCAUGACUCUCCUCCGCAUGACUCCUCUGAAACAAAAACCCUCCCCCACUUUAGAGUUUGUUUUUACUCUCCUUUUUUAUUAUUAUAGUCUAUCCUUAACUUUCUGUGUAUGUAUGCACCCUUCACCGUUCUUUGCGCCUCGUGGAAAAGGGUCUGCGAUGUAACGAGAUGCUGAUGUCGUGUAAUGGUGUCGCAAUCGAGAUUUGUGCAACAGUCCGAGAAGAGGGAGCAAUGUUUAUUUGACAAAGUUUUGGAUACAAGAUUUGAAGAGGCGGUGGAGAAGGGAACACAGAGAUUGAGAUGCAUAUGUACGGAGUACAGCUGGAGACAACAUGUUACAAGCCCAUGGGGAAGCAUAUCAUACGUACGUGUUGUAUGUAACUCGAAACCCUUGCUUGCCAAUGUCUCGUCUUGUUCAUCAGAUAGGUUCUCUGCGGGACAUGAUCUGCCGCUAGUAAAGUACUGUACUCCCAUGAUCGUCGACGUGCAUUUGCGUCUGUUUCUGCUG